AUGAGACCGCAACAGCCCCAACAACAACCGUUGCAACAAAUGCAUGUUGCAAAUGUACAAAACACGGCAAAUGGUGUUCCAACAGCACCACCACUCGCUACAUUUCUUCAACAAACAAUUAAUGAUUUACAAAGGGAUAAGACAAAUUUAACCCGACAAGUCGAACAAUUAACACAAGCUAAUAAUACUCUACAAGCUGAAAGUUUACGAAUUAAUGGUCAAUAUGAACAAUUACGACACGACCAUGAAGAACUAAAAAAAAAUUUUCAUAUUCUUUUGCUCAAGGUGAAGAUCCUUGAAGAAUCAAAACAGGAACCUAAAGACGGCGGUGGUAAAGGAGAUGAUAAUGGUACGGGAGUUGGUGGUAUUCGAUCAUGA
Molecule: messenger RNA, 378 nt
Organism: Rotaria sp. Silwood2
Lineage: Eukaryota; Metazoa; Rotifera; Eurotatoria; Philodinida; Philodinidae
Source: the annotation of a GenBank genome assembly